GCGGUCCUUCCGCCCUAGCCCUCCCCCGUCCGCCAUGUUUUUAGGUCGGGUCAGUCGGAGUUGUUCCCUGUAAGGAAAUGGCUGGGGAGCUUCGGAGAUCCCUGGCGCCGUGGGGUUGGCAGAGCCCCUGGUGAUAGGGCAGGACAGCGGCGCCAGCCAGAGCGGCGCCGUGUGGAGUAGGGAGGCCAUGGCGCCUACCAGUAACUGGCUGUCCGGGGUGAAUGUCGUGCUGGUGAUGGCCUACGGGAGCCUGGUGAGGAGACCCACACGCCACCCUGCGGUCGUCUCUGCACAACGGAAUAGGGUCCUUCUCUUGAGCCGAUCCCGCCCUCGUUCUCCACCCGCUCACCUGCGCUCAUUCGGGGCAUAGGGACCUGGAGGUCCAGGUCGCCGACUCGGUCCGCCCGCCCCGGGCCGAGCACCCACCCUCUGAACCCAAGACCCAGAUCCUCCACCCGCCCCGCGGAGGCAGCCUUGGCCCCAGAAUAACCCGAAGAUCCCCUGAGCGCGAACCUGGGGAUUUGAAGUGUGUUUGUACUGCUAUUUAUUUUUGUGAAGAGGCAAAUCAUGCGCUUUGCAAUGAAAUCUCGAAGGGGACCGCAUGUCCCUGUGGGACACAAUGCCCCCAAGGACUUGAAAGAGGAAAUUGACAUCCGGCUGUCCAAGGUUCAGGAUAUCAAGUAUGAACCACAGUUACUUGCAGAUGAUGAUGCAAGACUACUACAACUGGAAACUCAGGGGUAUCAGAGUUGCUACAACUAUCUAUACAGAAUGAAAGCUCUGGAUGCCAUUCGUGCUUCUGAGAUUCCGUUUCAUGCUGAAGGCCGGCAUCCCCGUUCAGUAAUGGGCAAGAAUUUCCGUUCCUACCUGCUAGAUCUUCGAAACACCAGCACUCCUUUUAAGGGUGUUCGCAAGACCCUCAUUGACACGCUGCUGGAUGGCUAUGAGACAGCCCGCUAUGGGACAGGGGUCUUUGGCCAGAGUGAGUACCUGCGCUAUCAGGAGGCCCUGAAUGAACUGACCACAGUGGUCAAAGCACGGAGUGGGAGCUCUCAGCGUCAACACCAGUCAGCAGCCAAAGACCUAACCCAGUCUCCUGAGGUCUCCCCAACAACCAUCCAGGUGACAUACCUCCCCUCUAGUCAGAAGAGUAAACGUGCCAAACACUUCCUCGAAUUGAAGAGCUUUAAGGACAACUACAAUACAUUGGAGAGUACUCUUUGAUGGAACUGAAGGACUCUUGUUGACGGAGCCAGACAGACUACAGUGCAUGCCAGGCAGCCUCAAGUCACCUAACUCAGGACCAAGUCUGCUCAGCCCAAGUUCUCACUGCAUUAGAGCUCAUAGUGCUCAUGUCUAGAGACUUACUCUCCAGCGCUUUCUUCUGACCAGUUUCAGUUAAAAAAAUUUUUCCCCUCUGGUAACACAUUUUUUUCCCUGGAGUUUAACUCAGAUGCUAUAAUUGUUCUCUUUAAAAGUCCUCACUUGGUUUUGAUCAUAGCUCAUCUGCCCUUUUCCAAAGUGAGAGCUGGGAUUAGUGGGUUUCGUGUUUUCCGUAUCUGUUAAACUGUACACAGUUAAAUAGAAAAUUGUGUUUGUAGCAAGAACUACUAGGGAGUUCAGGUGAGCCCACAGGUGGUAUGUGGAACAGCUUACCUGGUGUUCCACUUAAAUCAGGAUGUAUUGAAAAUAAAUCUUUGGGGGGAAGUGAUGUUUUAAAACAUAAUACAAUUUCCAUAAUGUUUGGAGAUCUGUCCUUUGCUUUUAUUUUUAUCCCUUACUAUCAUGAAUAAAUUGAAAGGGGGGUGAUUUGACACCUGGCAUAUCCUAUCCUAUCUCCCCCUUGUUUAUUGGGGUUAUUAUGGGACUCUGGAGGAUGGGUAGACCAAUGCACUGAUUUGACUAUUUUUUUUAAUAUUUAUUUAGUUUCCCUUUUGUUGCCCUUGUUGUUUUUAUUGUUGUUGUAGUUGUUGUUAUUGAUGUUGUUGUUAAAUAGGACAGAGAGAAAUGGAGAAGGAAGACAGAGGGCGAGAGAAAGACAGACACCUGCAGACCUGCUUCACCACCUGUGAAGCGACUCCCCUGCAGGUGGGGAGCUGGGGGCUUAAACUGGGAUCCUUACGCCAGUCCUUGCCCAACUCCCCUGAUUUGACUUUAUUUUUUCUUUUUCAUCUCUUUUAAAAAUAUUUAUUCCCUUUUGUUGCCCUUGUUUUAUUUUUUUAAUAUUUAUUUAUUUAAAUUCCCUUUUGUUGCUCUUGUUUUAUUGUUGUAGUUUUUAUUGUUGUCGUUGAUGUCUGUUGUUGGAUAGGACAGAGAGAAAUGGAGAGAGGAGGGGAAGACACCUGCAGACCUCCUUCACCGCCUGUGAAGUGACUCCCCUGCAGGUGGAGAGCCGGGGGCUAGAACCGGGAUCCUUAUGCUGGUCCUUGCACUUGGCGCCAUGUGCGCUUAACCCACUACGCUACCGCCUGACUCCCACCCUUGUUUUAUUUUUGUAGUUAUUAUUGUCGUUAUUGGAUAAGAUAGAGAGAAAUGGAGAGAGGAGUAGAAGACGGAGAGAGAAAGAUAGACACCUGCAUACCUGCUUCACCACCUGCAGGUGGGGAGUAGGGGGUUCAAACUGGGGUCUUUAUGCCGGUCCUUGCACUUUGCGCCACCUGCGCUUAACCCUCUGUGCUACGGCCCGACUCCCUGAUUUGACUUUAAUAAAUUAAACAACUAGAAAACGAAGCAUCGGGGCCAGGCUGCGGUAUACCUGGUAGAGCACACAUAUUACUAUGGUGCAGGGACCUGGCUCAAGUCCCUGAUGCCCACCUGCAGGGGUGAAGCUUCAUAAGUGUUGCAGGUGUCUCUAUUUUUCCCUCUCUAUUUACUCCUUUUCUCUUGAUAUCUUCGUCUGUCAAACAGUAAAAGGGGCCCAGGCAGUAGCACAAGGGCUUAAGCGCACGUGGUGCAAAGUAUGAGGAUCCCGGUUUGAGACCCCGGGUCCCCCACCUGCAGGGGGGGUUCUCUUCACAAGUGGUAAAGCAGGUGGGCAUGUGUCUUUCUCUUCCCCUCUGUCUUCCCUUCUCUCAAAUUCUCUCUGUCCUAUCCAAUAACAAUAAGGGCAACAAAAGGGGAAAAUGUCCUCCAGGAGCAGUGGAUUCGUAGUGCAGGCACAGAGCCCCAAUGAUAAACCUGGAGGGGAAAAGAAAAAGAAAAAUGACUGUUAGGAGUGGUGGAUUCAUUGUGCAGGCACUAAGCCCCUGCAAUAAUUGAAUUGUAGCAUUGAAUAAAGGAGGGAUGGGUAGAUGUACAACACCAUAUACAGCUUGCACGUGUGAGUUCUCUGGUUCAGUCUCCAGCACUGCCAUUUGUCAGAACUGAGCAGUGCUCUAAUCUCUUUCUAAUGAAAGUAAAUUUUAAAAAAUAAAUACAGCUGGUGCAGUAGUCCACUUGGAUAGUGUCCAACUUUUCCAUGUAUGUGACCCAGAUUCAAACCCAUCCCACAUACUGAAACUUCAGUACUGUGGUUUUUUCACUACUCACUCUUUCUCUGGUUCUCUAUCUGUAAGUAAUAAAAUAUGUGACAUCCCUU
This is a messenger RNA of Erinaceus europaeus (western European hedgehog), 3577 nucleotides long. It is a transcript of the gene LTAP1, whose product is annotated as chromosome 11 C1orf43 homolog. Gene Ontology annotation, biological process: phagocytosis. The coding region runs from base 568 to 1224 and encodes 218 amino acids. The transcript is spliced from 7 exons. NCBI's taxonomy places the organism in Eukaryota, Metazoa, Chordata, Mammalia, Eulipotyphla, Erinaceidae. The record is from RefSeq and is a predicted model, not a curated record.